AAGUUUUGCUAUAAAACAGACAUGACAACCGGAAAAUACCAUCAUCAUCAUAAUCAAAAUUCAUAGAAAAAAUAUUCUCCCUCUGCCUCUAUUCCCUUGCAUUCAUCUCUCUCUUUCUACCUAACCUAUCAAACAUCCAUGGCUACCUCAUCUGCUAUUACAAAAGAGAGCAACAACCAAGGGGUUGUUGAGAAACCAAUAGCACUUGAUCAAAACGUUCUGCAAAAGCACGUUGCAUUCUUUGACAGGAAUCAAGACGGCAUCGUUUAUCCAUGGGAGACUUUCCAAGGAUUUCGUGCAAUAGGUUGUGGGAUCCUGUUAUCUACUUUUGCUUCUAUCUUCAUCAAUUUUGGUCUCAGUCAGAAAACACGCCCGGGUAAGUUUCCUUCUAUACUGCUACCCAUUGAAGUUAAAAACAUCCAUAAAGCCAAACAUGGAAGUGACUCUGGUGUCUAUGAUAGCGAAGGAAGGUUUGUUCCUUCAAAAUUUGAAGAAAUUUUCAGCAAGCAUGCACGAAAAGAUCCAAAUGCUUUAACAUCUGAUGAAUUGAUGGGGAUGCUAAAGGAAAAUAGAGUUCCUAAGGAUUUCAAGGGAUGGCUUGCUAGUUACACAGAAUGGAAGAUCUUAUAUGUUCUUUGCAAAGAUAAGGACGGUUUACUUCACAAAGAAACUGUUCGAGCUGUUUAUGAUGGGAGCCUGUUUGAAAAGAUGGAAAAGGAACACUCAGAAAAGAAAAAUAAAUAAUUAAUACACAUUCAUAUAUAUGACUAAUGUAGGGACACAAGCUUCUCUGGAUUUCUGGUUGAGUGCCUUCAAAGAGUUUGAUUUAUAGGUUGUGAUAGUCCUAUGUGUGUAUGAAUGUGGAUAUUAAGGAAUGGAUUUUUAUUUUUUUUUACAUGAAUGGGAUUCUUAAGUAUCUGCCUUGAUUUA
This is a messenger RNA of Gastrolobium bilobum, 930 nucleotides long. RefSeq names its product probable peroxygenase 4. Gene Ontology annotation, molecular function: calcium ion binding; monooxygenase activity. NCBI's taxonomy places the organism in Eukaryota, Viridiplantae, Streptophyta, Magnoliopsida, Fabales, Fabaceae. The record is from RefSeq and is a predicted model, not a curated record. The transcript is spliced from 6 exons. The coding region runs from base 139 to 744 and encodes 201 amino acids.